AUGCCUCGAGGACAGCUAAUUCUAAUCGAGGGUCUUGAUCGUUCAGGAAAGUCUACUCAGGCAUCAAUACUCGCGUCAAAAUUUUCCCAAAAUAAACUCAUAAAGUUCCCUAAUCGAUCAACUGCUAUAGGUAAAAUAAUCAAUGAAUAUCUUACAAAUACUGCAUUUCAAUUAAACGACCAGUCCACCCAUUUGUUAUUCCUGGCAAAUAGAUGGGAAUUGAAUCGCGAAAUGCAAGAUCUACUCAACUUGGGCUAUUUUGUCGUCCUAGAUAGGUAUAUCUAUUCAGGAAUAGCUUAUACCUUGGCCAAGAACGAUAUUGAUGAUUCGAGAAUAAGCAGCAGCAGUGGUGGCGGUGAAAACACUAAUCUAGCUGAUAUUGAUUGGUUAUUGGGUCCCGAUAAGGGUUUACCAAAACCCGACCUAACUUUAUUUUUAACAUUGUCAAUGGAGGAGAUAAGCAAGAGGAAAGGUUGGGGUGAAGAAAGAUACGAAUUACAACAGUUUCAAAAUAAAGUGAAACAAUGUUUCUUAAAGGUGUUAAAUAAUACAGAGGAUCCAAGUAUAGAGAUUGUUGAUGUUGGGGCAAAUUCAAUUGACCAAGUUUCUAAUCAAAUUUGGGAUAUAGUUGUAUCCCACGGCGCAAACGUCUUGGUGGAUAAACCAAUAGCUUUCAUAACUUGA
Lodderomyces oxycetoniae is the source of this 684-nucleotide messenger RNA. Its product is annotated as bifunctional thymidylate/uridylate kinase. Gene Ontology annotation, biological process: dTTP biosynthetic process; dTDP biosynthetic process; dUDP biosynthetic process. The transcript has a single exon. Gene Ontology annotation, molecular function: dTMP kinase activity; nucleoside diphosphate kinase activity; ATP binding. Gene Ontology annotation, cellular component: nucleus; cytoplasm; cytosol. The coding region runs from base 1 to 684 and encodes 227 amino acids. NCBI's taxonomy places the organism in Eukaryota, Fungi, Ascomycota, Pichiomycetes, Serinales, Debaryomycetaceae. The record is from RefSeq and is a predicted model, not a curated record.